This is a messenger RNA of Lycium barbarum (goji berry), 1306 nucleotides long. Its product is annotated as peroxidase 31. Gene Ontology annotation, molecular function: peroxidase activity; heme binding. Gene Ontology annotation, biological process: response to oxidative stress; hydrogen peroxide catabolic process. The transcript has a single exon. The coding region runs from base 202 to 1164 and encodes 320 amino acids. The record is from RefSeq and is a predicted model, not a curated record. Lineage: Eukaryota; Viridiplantae; Streptophyta; Magnoliopsida; Solanales; Solanaceae.
UGUUAUUUCCCAUCCCCACAUCCACACUUCUCAGCUGCUCCCAUUACCUAUUUCCCUCUCCCUUUUUAGCCAUUUUCUCAAAACCCAAAAAACCUCCACUUUCCCUUCCCUCUCUCUCUCUCUCUCUCUCUAACCUACUCAACUCAAACCCAAGUGAGUUGAGCAUCAAAAAUAGCUUAGCAGAAAGCCAGAAACUGUAUAAUGGGUUUAACAGUUCUGCUUUUCCUCUUCUUCUCAGCUUUCUUAACUCCCUCAUUAUCCAACCCCCAUUCACCACUCAACACUGCAUAUUACACUAAAUCAUGUCCAAGAUUCGAACAAAUAAUGCAAGAAACAACUACAAACAAACAGAUCACUUCCCCCACAACCGCUGCCGCCACUCUCCGUCUCUUCUUCCACGACUGUUUCGUCGGCGGUUGUGACAGUUCCGUCUUAAUCUCAUCCACACCAUUUAACAAAGCUGAACGUGACGCUGAAAUCAACUUAUCUCUUCCAGGUGAUGGGUUUGAUGUAAUCACACGCGCCAAGAUCGCGCUUGAACUCACGUGUCCAGGUGUUGUCUCUUGUUCAGACAUACUUGCUGUUGCUGCUCGUAACCUCGUUGUCCAAACUGGGGGCCCGUUUUAUCAAGUUAAAUUGGGCCGUAAAGAUUCUUUUGUUUCUAAAGCUGAUUCUGUUGAAGGAAAUUUGCCCCGACCCACAAUGCCAAUGGAUCAAAUGAUUAAGAUUUUUGAAUCUAAAGGGUUUACAGUUCAAGAAAUGGUUGCAUUAUCUGGUGCUCACACAAUUGGUUUCUCACAUUGUAAAGAAUUCAGCUCAAAUCUAUCUGACCCUUCGUAUAAUCCUCGAUUUGCUCAAGCUUUAAGAAAUGCUUGUGGUAAUUAUCAGAAAGAUCCAACGUUGUCUGUGUUUAAUGAUGUAAUGAGUCCUAAUAAGUUUGAUAAUAUGUAUUAUCAGAACUUGCCUAAGGGUUUGGGUUUGUUGUCUUCAGAUAGGGGUUUGUUUUCAGAUCCGAGGACGAAGAUUUUUGUUGAAGAGUAUAUUAGAGAUCAAAAUGUGUUUUUUAAGGCGUUUGGUUCAGCUAUGCAGAAGUUAAGUGAGCAUGGUGUUAAAUUUGGCAAACAUGGUGAGAUCAGGCACAGGUGUGAUGCUUUCAACAAUUGAAUUAAUUGAGAGGGGUGGUUGAUUAAUUAUCUUAUGUUUUGUGGGUUCGAAUUUGUUUUUGCAUUUAAUCAUUUACAAGAUGAAACUUAUAAUAUGUAUACAAUGUUUUUAUCAUUUAUUUAGAUCAGAAAGCUCCCCAUUA